Drosophila subpulchrella is the source of this 3578-nucleotide messenger RNA. RefSeq names its product probable ATP-dependent RNA helicase DDX20. The record is from RefSeq and is a predicted model, not a curated record. The coding region runs from base 79 to 3306 and encodes 1075 amino acids. NCBI's taxonomy places the organism in Eukaryota, Metazoa, Arthropoda, Insecta, Diptera, Drosophilidae. Gene Ontology annotation, molecular function: RNA helicase activity; translation initiation factor activity; ATP binding. The transcript is spliced from 3 exons. Gene Ontology annotation, cellular component: cytoplasmic stress granule. Gene Ontology annotation, biological process: cytoplasmic translational initiation.
GUCUCACUUCAAAGGAAAACAUUUUUUGAGACGACAGAAACUUUUGAAAUUGCUAGAAAAAUAGGAAAAUCAUAUAGGAUGGAGCGCAAAAUGGCGCACAACUUGUCCCGCGGGGAGCAGAGGAGCAAGGAUGUGGAGCCUGGCCAGGUGAAAACCUUUGCGGAACUGCGUCUGUCGCCAAAGCUACUAAGGGGAUUGAAGCGCCACAAUUUUGUGACGCCAACGAAGAUUCAGGCGGCUGCCAUACCCAUGGCACUGAGUGAUAUGGAUCUGCUGGUACAGUCCAAAAGCGGAACCGGCAAGACGCUGAUCUAUGUUAUAGCCGCCAUGCAGGGCUAUCGCGGUGGUAUGACACGACCUCAUGCCUUGAUAGUGGUUCCAACUCGAGAGCUGGCCAUUCAGGUGCAGGACACCUUUUUUUAUCUGUGCGAAUUCUUCAAGGACUUUCAAUCGGCGGCCUGUAUCGGCGGCACUGAUGUGAGCACCGAUCGCAGGCACAUCAAGAAAAGCCGUGUUAUCAUUGGAACACCAGGACGUCUAUGGCAUCUCUAUCAAAAUCGCGUUCUGGAUGUCUCCAAGCUGGCUCUUCUUGUCCUCGACGAGGCGGAUCAGUUGUAUCAGACGAAGAGCCUUCAGGAGACAGUCACUCAAAUCAUACAAGUUCUGCCCAAGAACCGCCAAAUAAUUGCCUGCAGUGCCACCUACGAUCAGGAUUUAGAUGAGCGUCUGGCCAAGAUCAUGAACAACCCCAUGCUUAUAUCAAAUUCCGAAAGGGCCACUGUUCUUCUGGGUAUCCGUCAGUUUGUCUACGAGUUGCCACCGCAACGUAAUAGUGCAGAGGAGAUGAAAGCUAAAUUGCAGGUCCUUGGCCAGAUCUUUAACCAAUUGCCCUACGAACAGGCCGUCCUCUUUGCCAACUCCCAAAUGCGAGCGGAUUCGUAUAGUAACUACCUGACAGCCAGUGGUGUCGAGUGCCAUUUGAUCUCAGGAGCCAUGAAACAAUCGGAGCGCUUGAAUGCCUUCGAGGGCUAUAGAAACUUCACCAUGCGCACUUUGGUGGUCACCGACUUGAUGGCACGCGGUGUGGACUCGCAAUUUGCCAAUCUGGUUGUAAAUCUCGAUCCGCCAGAUAGUCAUGUAACCUAUCUGCAUCGCAUUGGUCGUGCCGGUAGAUUUGGAUCAAAAGGUAUAGCCAUCACGUUAAUUGCCUCCGCGAAGGAGAGCCAGAGAUUCAAGGAAAUGACCCGAAAAGUCGCAACUGCUUGGUCUGUUCUGGAGUUUCCCAAAGAACAAAUGCCAAAGGAUUUCAGUUUCUGGGAUUUCGAUAAGUACAAUUUUGAGUAUUUCAUAAAGGAAGACAAUCCGCUACAGGAAAUGCCUACGAAGCGCAUACCACCUAUAAAAGAUAAUCCAAACAAUGAGGACUCGGGUGAAGAUCUUGACAAACCUGAUGUUUCUCCCAAAAAACUUCCAGAGGCCUUAGGAAAUUGUCAAAAGAAGGAGGAUGCCAUUAAGACAACUCAAGUUAGUCCAAAAAAUAUUUCAGAGGCCUUAGAAAAUGUUAAAGAUAAUAACCAAAAGGAUAAGCCCAAUACCAUAUCUAACAAGGAAAAACUGGACUUAGAAAACUUACCAAGUACUUCACAAAAGAAUAAGAAACCAAAUAUCAAAGAACUAAAACAAGUCGAAAAGAAAAUUAUAAAGAACAAGAGCAUUUCCCCGACUGAGGAAAAAGCCUUGAAAGAUACUGCAUUGAAUAAGCAGGAAAAAUCCAAUAAAACUCUUAGUCCAUCCAAGUUAUUUGUAGAUGCUUUAACACAGAUUGAGAAGCAAACAACAGAAAAUAUCGAAAUGCAGUUGACACCAGUAAUCACAGUAAAUGAAUAUUAUAUUGACAACUACUUAGAUGAAGGCAUAAAACCGACAGACGACAAAGAGAAUCAACCCGAUAAUGGAACAGACUCUCAACUGCAGACAAAUAACACCUUGAACCCGGAGGAGAUGAUUUCGCCGGAACUGACACCAACCCUGACCCAGGAACCGUCUCCAACCACAGUGACACCGCCGGCACCACCAGUCAACUCAAUUAACAACAAGACCUACUGUCUGGCUGCCCCCACACAGACCAGUUCGAUGACCAUACAGAACAUGGUGAUCUCAAACACGGUGGACGAUGCCAGUAGCAUUAGUUCGGACAGCAUGGGAUGUGGCUAUCACAGUGAUAAGUCCUACGACACCUUCUAUACAACAAGUGAUGAGGAGCUGAUCUGGGAGAGAUUGGAGACCAAAAAGAAGCGCCUGGUGAAGAGGGGCAAGGGAAAUCGUCGUCUGUUUCUCUACAAAAAAGCACUUCCUGAAAGAAAUGUAAACCUUAAGGAUAAACGUAAAUUUAAACUAAAGAAAAUGGUUGAGCAGAACAAAUUAUCACUUUUGCCUGGUACGAAUCUAAGUCAUAUGCUCAAAAAAGUUAAAAAUCGUGAGAGAGUGUUGCAAAUGCUGUACGACUACAGCAAGAAAAACAAUUUGAAUAAUGCAAAUGUUGCAAAAUUGCUGGAUAAUUUCUAUGCCACCAUGCUCGAACUUUACAAUGACAAUAUUAAGGAGCGCAACAAGCAAGUUUUAGAGUCUCUUAAGGACGACUUGGUGUCCCUUGGGCGUACUCCAAGCCAGGUAUCUUUGAUAUUUGAAAAAUUAGAGCCGCAGAACAAGCUGAGUGUUCAUGUGACCCAUCAGAUGAACAUUCCACCAGUGCCACAAGCCGCCAAUGAUAUCCGCAUUGAAAGCGAACCGGAAUCGGAGUCCACUGAUGAGUAUGACGAAGGUGAAGAGGUCUAUAUGGACGAGGAGGAAUCAUUGAGCGACGAACACAAUUCAUCGAGUGGUUUUGUGGAGAGCAACGAGAGUGCUUCCUCCGGAAUUGAUACCUCAGUUUACGAAACUGAGUCUACUGGCAGAUCGGACAAUGAUUCAACCUCCGUUUUCACAGAAGAUGAGUCUGGGAGUGAGGAAGAUGAUAGCUAUGAUUCCACCGAAGAAGAGGAUGAAUCCGCAGAAGAAGAGGAAGCUCUAAGCAACAUCAGCGUGGCUGGAUCAAGCAUUCAGGGAUCUGUGGGAGAAGGAAACACCGCUGAGCCUUCGGUAGAUGAUUCGAAUGAUAAUUCCGAUGAUGAUUCUGUAACCGUGACCAACGUCAUUCCCGUGCAGAACGUCACCAACAAUGCCCAAUCUCUGUGGCAGCAGACAUUCAACAUGCAGUAUGAAUUCAUUGCAUCCCAUGUGGCCAACUACCUUCAAAACUUCUUCUAAAUUGCUAUGGAAGCAAAACUAGUCGGAACUCAGGCUGUAUAAUUAACUAAUCACUUUAUUCACAAACGAAACGGAUCAGUUCCAAGAGGCUGUAUCAGUCUCUCUCUUUUUACAUCUUUAUAUAGUAGCCUGUUAAAACUUUUUUUCAUUUGAAUACUCAAUAUCAAGAUAGUUGAUACCAUGUUAUGGACUUUGGAACGCGAACGGGGAAUGUUUUGUAUGCAAACAAUAAAUUGCAGACUUUGUUACCAAAAAUAAAUGAAUUAAAACAU